This is a messenger RNA of Suhomyces tanzawaensis NRRL Y-17324, 1902 nucleotides long. RefSeq names its product translation termination factor eRF1 (gene ERF1). The record is from RefSeq and is a predicted model, not a curated record. Gene Ontology annotation, biological process: cytoplasmic translational termination. Bases 374 to 1687 code for a protein of 437 amino acids. Gene Ontology annotation, cellular component: cytosol; translation release factor complex. The transcript has a single exon. Lineage: Eukaryota; Fungi; Ascomycota; Pichiomycetes; Serinales; Debaryomycetaceae. Gene Ontology annotation, molecular function: translation release factor activity, codon specific; sequence-specific mRNA binding.
CUGCCAUUAGUAUGCGCAUUAGCAUUAUUUAUUCCCUGCUAAGCUGCUGCUCUGUAAUGCUGGAUUGAGUGCCGUUUCAUUUUGCCCUAUGGUAUUUGAACUCUAGGUAUUUGAUUACAUUUUGAUCAACAAUUUUGGCAUGUGACUAUAGGUGUUUUAUUACAAUUUAUACCAACAAUUAUAUCACUCUUCCAAGCCUGUUGUGAUUCUGAGUGACGCCAGAGCUGGCAACAUCCUUACCGCCCCCAGCCGAUUAUCAUCCGAGUCGUGCUUUCGCCGUGCCUCAACAAUCAUGUCACGUGAUAUCCAAACACGUGACCCUCUCAUUGCCUGAAUCAAAAUUUUCACUUCUGUCCUCCUUGACUAUCCAACAAUGUCAGCUCAAGAAACCGAUGCAGAGAAGAAUAUCGAGAUCUGGAAGGUCAAGAAAUUGAUCAAGUCCUUGGAGGCCGCCCGUGGUAACGGAACCUCCAUGAUCUCCUUGAUUAUCCCACCAAAGGGCCAGAUUUCCAUCCAGCAAAAGAUGUUGACUGAUGAAUACGGUACUGCUUCCAACAUUAAAUCGCGUGUCAACAGAUUGUCUGUGUUGUCAGCCAUCACCUCGACCCAACAGAAAUUGAAGUUGUACAACUCGGUGCCCAAGAAUGGUUUGGUGAUCUACUGUGGUGAAGUGUUGACUGACGAAGGUAAGGAAAAGAAGUUGAACAUCGAUUUCGAGCCAUUCAAGCCCAUCAACACCUCUUUGUACUUGUGUGACAACAAGUUCCACGUGGAAGCAUUGAGCGAAUUGUUGGAAAACGACGACAGAUUCGGAUUCAUCAUCAUGGACGGUAAUGGUGCCUUGUUCGGUGCUGUGUCGGGAAACACCAGAGAAAUCUUGCAUAAGUUCACGGUGGACUUGCCCAAGAAGCACGGAAGAGGUGGUCAGUCCGCCAUGCGUUUCUCCAGAUUGAGAGAAGAAAAGAGACACAACUACGUCAGAAAGGUCGCAGAAGUGGCGGUCCAAAACUUCAUCACCAACGACAAGUGUAACUGUAAGGGUUUGAUUUUGGCUGGUUCUGCCGAUUUCAAGACUGAAUUGUCCAAGUCCGACCUUUUCGACUUGAGAUUACAACAAAAAGUCAUCAAGAUCGUCGAUAUCUCCUACGGUGGUGAGAACGGUUUCAACCAGGCCAUCGAGUUGUCUGCCGAGACUUUGGCCAACGUCAAGUUUGUCCAGGAAAAGAAGUUGUUGAACCAAUACUUCGACGAAAUCUCUCAAGACACUGGUAAGUUCUGUUACGGUAUCGAAGACACCUUGAAGGCAUUGGACCUUGGUGCCUGUGAAAUCUUGAUUGUGUACGAAAACUUGGCUAUCGUCAGAUACACCAUGAAGGACAUCGAAGGGGCCGAAGUCGUGGCCCACGCCAACCCAGACGGAGAAGACAAGUCAUGGCAAUUGGACAAAAAGACCGGUACUGAAAUGGAAAUUGUCAAGGAAGAGCCAUUCUUGGAAUGGUUAGCCGAAAACUACAAGAGCUUCGGUGCUAACUUGGAAUUCGUUACUGACAGAUCAUCUGAAGGUGCUCAAUUCGUCCAAGGUUUCGGUGGUGUUGGUGCCAUGUUGAGAUACAAGGUCAAUUUCGAACAAUUGGCUGAUGAAUCUGAUGAUGACGAGUAUUAUGAUGAUGAUGAAGAUUUCAUUUAGACGAGUUACCGGUGCGUCUAGAGGAUCGGAGCUUAUAGAUGAGGUUAUGGCGUAAUUAGCCAUGAUUCUCGGACUCCUAGACUGUUCCUUUCAAAAUUUUUCUUGGUUCUAUAUUAGUAGGCUGUAUGUUAGUUCGCAGUGUUUGAAUUCUGCAUCAAUAAAUUUGCAAUUUAAUUGAGCAUGAAGCUAGGGAUGUAAAUUGUGGAACGGCAAAG